GUAUCUCCUUUCAGACGCUGGGGGAGGUAGGGAUCUGUUAAGGCUGAAAAUAUUUACAGGUUUUGAAGUUGAAACGCAAACAGGAAAAGCCCUUUAAAAAGUGAGUGUAGUGGAUAUUCAAAACAGGGAUUGCCAUGGAAACGCCACAAUAUUUGCUUAAAUUGACACAAAGGUUGCUGGUUACAGGGUGCUGACUCCUUUGGCUCCAUUUUCUUUGGCCCGGCACCUAUCAUGGAUUGAUCUCACAACCCUCUUUUGUUUUGCCUCUUUUAUUUUUGUCUGAUGGAAACUUUUUAAAACAAAACGAAACAAAAAAAAAAAAAAAACCACAACCAACACAACACAAACAUCACCCAAAUCCUCCUGUCCAGCAAUCCCACCUCCCAGAAUAGUCUGAAGCUCCUGUCUCAUGUCGGAGCUACGGCACGGUUUGAGUUUGGAAGUGAGGGCAAAGAGACUUCACCGAGUGAAGAGAAGCCAUCAAAUUCCUUGUCUUCACCCGAGAUUGCCUCCGAAACAAAGAUCCUGACUUCUCGCCCCACUUUGUACACUGGAAUGGACCUUGAAGCCUGUGACUUCUCAAUGCAAGGAUGAAGUGAAUUUAGAGCUAAAAACCAGGCAAGAAACCAGACCUUGAAAUCUCCGAAAGGUAGGAGAGACUUCAGACUGCAAUGGCUGAAAGAACUAUAUGCACUGACGCAACCUCAGGAAAACCCACAAUGGCUGCCAAGCGCAAAGGCGGCCUGAAGCUAAAUGCAAUCUGUGCCAAGCUGAGCCGCCAGGUUGUCUUCGACCACGGGGGAGCCGAGCAGGCGCGUGCGGACAAAGGGCCGCAGCGGGAGAGCAGCAACAAGGAUCUGCCUCAGCCCGGGACCAAGGAGUCAGGGACUGAGUUUUCAGACGGACUCAGCCACGUGCAGAAGAUCGAGGAGGACAAGAGGAGGGAGGUGAUCGAGAAGUGGGUGAACGGGGAGUACGAGGAGCCUUUGCUGGGGCGGGCCGAGGGCAAGGAAUGCCGGGGCGCCGAGGGUGCGGAGGUGCCGCCUGAAGGGGUCUACAUGGUGCAGCCCAAGGGCUGCAGCGACGAGGAGGACAACGGGGACGAGGCAGACGCGCUGCGGGGCUCGCAGGAUGGCACAUUCCUGGACGACAGGGAUUCCGACGGGGCGGCCUCCAAGGAUGACGCGUACCGGGCCUCCAGCGAGGCGGCCUCCAAGCUGGGAACCACCUCAGGGGAAGCUUCGUCGCUGCGAGAUUACGCUGCCACCACCAUGAAUGAAUUCUUGGGCAUGUUUGGCUACGAUGACCAGAACAUGCGGGAUGAGCUGGCCCGCAAGAUCAGCUUCGACAAGCUGAACGCUGCUACCUCAGAGGCCACCGCAGCUGCAGCCUCUCUCCCUGGCGAGGACGCCAUGAGCAAGCGAGCUCGAUUCUCCAAGUACGAGGAGUACAUCCGCAAGCUCAAGGCUGGAGAGCAGCUCUCCUGGCCCAUGCACUUGGCCAAGUCUGAGGAGCUGGGCUCCAAGCUGGGCAAAGAAGCUUCCUCGGUGCUGGCGCAGCCCAUUCGGCUGCCAGGUCCAGAUGCCUCCAUGCUGACGGAGACCAAAGCCACCAUCCUGCCGCUGCCCUCUCCCAGCAGUUCCCAGAUGCAGGGCCUGAUGUCACGGGCCUCCAAAUACGACUUCUUCAUUCAGAAGCUGAAGACGGGUGAGAGCAUCAGGCCACAGAACGGCAACACUUACAAGAAGGCCUCCAAGUAUGACCUAGAAAACGUCAAGUACUUGCACCUUUUCAAGCCUGGGGAAGGCAGCCCAGACAUGGGAGGAGCCAUCGCCUUCAAGACAGGCAAGGUGGGCCGGCCUUCCAAGUACGAUGUGAGGAACAUUCAGAAACUCACUCAGGUGAAAGCUCCAACACCCAGCCUGGCCCCUGCUCCUCUCGCCAGCACCCCCAGCAGCACUCCCAUGGCCGGCCCGGAGCAGGCUGUCUCCUUGCCAUUCAACACUCCUGAGUACCUGAAGUCGACUUUCUCCAAGACAGACUCCAUCACAACUGGAACAGUCUCUACAGUGAAGAAUGGAUUACCCACUGACAAACCCACCGUCAGCGAAGAUGUAAAUAUUUACCAGAAGUAUAUUGCCAGGUUUUCUGGCAGCCAGCACUGUGGACACAUACACUGUGCAUACCAGUACCGAGAACAUUACCACUGCCUUGACCCAGAGUGCAACUACCAGAGAUUCACUAGUAAACAGGAUGUGAUUCGGCAUUACAACAUGCACAAGAAACGUGAUAAUUCCCUCCAGCACGGCUUCAUGCGCUUCAGCCCCUUGGAUGACUGCAGUGUGUACUAUCACGGCUGCCACCUGAACGGGAAAAGCACACACUACCACUGCAUGCAGGUGGGCUGUAACAAGGUCUAUACGAGCACCUCUGACGUGAUGACCCAUGAGAAUUUUCACAAGAAGAACACGCAGCUCAUCAACGACGGGUUUCAGCGGUUCCGCGCCACGGAGGACUGUGGCACUGUGGAAUGCCAAUUCUACGGGCAGAAAACCACUCAUUUUCACUGCAGGCGACCUGGGUGCACCUUCACCUUCAAGAACAAGUGUGACAUUGAGAAGCACAAGAGCUACCACAUCAAAGAUGAUGCCUAUGCCAAGGAUGGCUUCAAGAAGUUCUACAAGUAUGAGGAAUGCAAGUAUGAGGGCUGUGUCUACAGCAAGGCCACCAACCACUUUCACUGCAUAAGGGCAGGCUGUGGCUUCACCUUUACCUCCACCAGCCAGAUGACCUCCCACAAACGCAAGCAUGAGCGCCGGCACAUCCGCAGCUCAGGAGUGCUGGGCCUGCCUGCCUCUCUCCUAGGACCCAAGGAUAACGAGCAAGAGGAGUCCAGUAAUGACGACCUUAUUGACUUCUCUGCAAUGAGCUCAAAGAACUCCAGCCUGAGUGCCUCUCCCACCAGUCAGCAGUCUUCCGUUUCUCUCAUAGUCCCAGCUGCACCCUCCUCUGCUGCUGAGCUUGCUUCCUCACAGGUCAGCAAGCCUGCCAACAGCAUGACACCAGCCACCAAGAUCUCCGGCCUGCUCUCCCAGGCUCUUCCCAGCAAUAUUCCCUUGGCUCUGGCGCUCUCCAACUCAGCACUUCCUGGAGCGGCUGGAUCCUUCUUCCCCAUCAUCCCCAGCCGGGUCUCCACACCGCUUCCUGCCAGCUCCGCUAACCUGAUGACUGCUGGUUCAUCUGGCGCCAAUCCAACAUCAUCUGCUCCCACAGAUUCCUCAUCCCAGGCCAUCUCAGGAUCCGGUGAGCCUUCGGCUACUUCUUCUCCAGCUCCAGUGGCAUCCAUAAUGGAAAGGAUCUCUGCUAGCAAGGGGUUAAUCUCCCCGAUGAUGGCCAGGCUGGCAGCGGCUGCACUUAAGCCCUCUGUGGCACUCGAAGCAGGAAAUGGACAAGCAGCAGCUCCCGGGCGGUUCAACCCAGUCCAGGUGAAGCAAGAGCCAGCGGAGGCCAUGGGAUCGUCGUCUGCCAGUGGGCAGGAGUCCUUGCAGGAGCACAGCUUGGACCUGAGUGUCAAGGACCACGGUAAUGAAUCAAAUGGCCACACAGUCUCGGCAAAUUCAUCUCUUUUAUCCUCGCUUAUGAAUAAGAUGUCCAAGACCAGUGCCAGCCUUGGCAACCUGCUGAACAUUAAGACAGAAGGAGAUGGCAGCCAGGCUGGGGCUGGGGAGCCGACGCAGUACUUGGGCAAGGCAGUGAAGGCGCUUGUCCAGGAGAAGCUCUCUGAGCCGUGGAAGAUGUACCUGCGCCGGUUUGGAACCAAGGAUUUCUGCGAUGCGCAGUGCGACUUCCUGCACAAGGUGCACUUCCACUGCGUCGUGGAGGAGUGCGGUGCCCUCUUCAGCACUUUGGAUGGAGCCAUCAAGCACGCCAAUUUUCACUUCCGAACCGAAGGUGGGGCUGUGAAAAGUAACUCCGAGUCUCCCUUCUCAACUACUACUGACAGUAAGGCUUCACUGGGCCCUUCGUCACCAUCUGCUACAUCUGCCACCAUGGCGAGUGCUCCAGCCCUGGACGUGCCCACCCCGAGCCCAGCAACUGUGCCCUCUGCCCCCACACUGCUAGCUUGGAAGCAGCUGGCUUCAACCAUACCCCAAAUGCCUCAGAUUCCAGCAUCAGUGCCUAACCUGGCAACCUCACCCUUGGCUACAACUUCCCUGGAGAACGCCAAGCCUCAGGUCAAACCCGGAUUUCUCCAGUUCCAGGAGAAUGAUCCCUGCCUGGCAACGGACUGCAAGUAUGCCAAUAAAUUCCACUUCCACUGUCUCUUUGGGAACUGCAAGUAUGUGUGCAAAACCUCUGGCAAAGCAGAAUCCCACUGCCUGGACCACAUCAACCCCAACAAUAAUUUGGUGAAUGUGCGAGACCAGUUUGCUUACUAUUCUCUGCAGUGUCUCUGUCCAAACCAGCACUGUGAAUUCAGGAUGCGAGGGCAUUACCACUGCCUUCGUCCUGGCUGCUACUUUGUGACUAACAUCACCACCAAGCUGCCCUGGCACGUGAAGAAACAUGAGAAGGCAGAGAGAAGGGCAGCCAAUGGCUUCAAGUAUUUCACCAAGCGAGAAGAAUGUGGCAGAUUAGGUUGCAAAUACAACCAGGUGAACAGCCACUUCCACUGUAUUCGAGAAGGCUGCCAGUUCUCCUUCCUGCUGAAGCACCAAAUGACAUCCCAUGCCAGAAAGCACAUGAGAAGGAUGCUGGGGAAGAAUUUUGAUCGUGUUCCUACUCAGGUUAUUGGCCACACUCCAAGAAAUGAAAAUCUCCCCCAGGUUGGCAGCAUGGCGCCCAGCCCAGCCUCAUCAGGAACCCCAGCUUCCUUUCAGGGACCCCCGAGCAUGAUGGACACUGAAACAGAUGAGUACAUGGAUUACACUGGCUGUAGCCCUGGGGGGAUCUCUUCUGAAUCUUCCAAUAUGGACCGCAGCUGCUCCAGCACUCCAGUGGGCAAUGAAAGUACAUCAGCAGGCUGCCUGGUUCCUUCUACUGCCACUGCUGCUGCCGAUGAUGCUACCCACAAUGCACCUCAACCUCAACCUCCACCUCUGCCUCCAUCUUUCUCACAAGCCCUGCUUAGGUCUCCCAUUCCCACCCUCCCCUAUCUUUUCUCUCCAUCUUGUCUCUCAUACUCUCUGCUCAGUGCCACUCUUGGAUCCAGCAGAGGCAUUGUCAUGCCUGCCGCCAGCACCACUGGGUUUUCGCCCAUCAUUGCCACUCCAACUCCAGUAAAAAGUGACGUUCCCUUAGUUCAGGAUGCAGCAGGGAAUACCAUCACUAUGCCAACUGCCUCGGGGGCCAAAAAGCGUUUCUGGAUUAUUGAGGACAUGUCCCCGUUUGGCAAGCGCCGCAAGACUGCAUCCUCACGCAAGAUGCUGGAUGAAGGGAUGAUGCUGGAGGGAUUUCGGCGCUACGACCUCUACGAGGACUGCAAGGACUCCAGCUGCCAAUUCUCUCUCAAGGUUACCCACUACCACUGCACGCGGGAGAAUUGUGGCUACAAGUUCUGCGGCCGUACCCACAUGUAUAAGCACGCCCAGCACCACGACCGCGUUGACAACCUGGUAUUGGAUGAUUUCAAGCGCUUCAAGUCUUCGCUGAGUUGCAACUUCCCAGACUGUCAGUUCUCUGGCAAUAGCACACACUUCCACUGUCUGCGCUGCGGCUUCCGCUGCACUGACAGCACUAAGGUGACGGCCCACCGUAAGCACCACGGCAAGCAGGAUGUCAUCAGCGCUGCCGGCUUCUGCCAGUUCAGCUCGAGCGUGGACUGCGAGGUGCCCGACUGCAAGUACAAACUCAAGUGCUCCCACUUCCACUGCACCUACCCUGGCUGCAAACACACGGUGGUGGGCAUGUCGCAGAUGGACUCGCACAAGCGCAAGCACGAGAAGCAGGAGCGAGGGGAGCUGCCUGCCAUCUCUCCUGGCCCCGAAGGCCUCGCCCACUCCGCUCUUGAGUACGACAUCCAGAACUCUUCCAUCAACCUGGACAGUUCCCUCAACCUCAGCACUGACAACAACAGCAGCUCCCUCUUCUUCCUGCAGAACGCGGCUGGUGUGGGCCUCAAUGACUCCCUGGACCUCAGCAAGAAGCAGUCAGAAGUCGCUGAAGGGCCCUCCCCCAGCAGAGCCGGGGCCGCCCCUCCGGAGCCGGGGGCAGCAGCAUCAGGCUCUGGUGAGGUGGAGGAUGAAGAUGACUCUUCCCAAGAGGAUGAAGAGGAUGACGAGGAGGAGAUGAACGAAGAAGAAGAGGAUGAUGAAGAGGAGGAUGACGAUGAUGACGACGAGGAAGAUGACGAAGAGGAAGACCUGAACACGGAUUCUGAAGAAUCGCUGCCUGACCCCGAGGGCCUGGCCACUAAAGAUGAUGGGGAACCAGAGGAGGGUGCUUCUUCUUCCACAGACCAUGGUGAUGCUUCCAGGCCGCAGGACGAGGCAGCUCCUGCCCUUCCUCCAGCCUCAGCUCCUGCUCCGGCUCCCGCUGCUGCCCUAGCCUCUACGGUUGCUCCAGCAGCUUCUCCUUAAUCCUAGAGACAACAGCAGCAGUGGUUUGGUUUUGAUCUUACAGAAUUACUUAGGGGACCCCACAUGAGGCAAGAACAAAGAUUGGGACGGCAAAUGAAAUACAAACUCCGUGCCACACACACGAGAGAGAGGAAGGAAGGAAACCUAUGCUCCACAGGCCCCGUAAGAGAGACAGGUUCGCAGCGGGACUGGUGCUGCAUUGCUUCAUUCUGCAGAUCACAGAACACAGGGGCAGGAUGCAGCAGAAAAGUACCCUUUUAUAUGGACGUGAACCUCGAGGGUACCAGCUGCUUUUCCUUGUCUCCUGAAAGGUGCAUGGGGCCUGCGCCCAUCUGGGGACCCUUUGUUAUGGGUGGGGUUCUGUCCCCCCA
This is a messenger RNA of Tympanuchus pallidicinctus (lesser prairie-chicken), 6949 nucleotides long. It is a transcript of the gene CASZ1, whose product is annotated as castor zinc finger 1. Lineage: Eukaryota; Metazoa; Chordata; Aves; Galliformes; Phasianidae. Gene Ontology annotation, molecular function: RNA polymerase II transcription regulatory region sequence-specific DNA binding; DNA-binding transcription factor activity, RNA polymerase II-specific. Gene Ontology annotation, cellular component: nucleus. The record is from RefSeq and is a predicted model, not a curated record. Gene Ontology annotation, biological process: regulation of neuron differentiation; positive regulation of transcription by RNA polymerase II. The transcript is spliced from 21 exons. Bases 672 to 6578 code for a protein of 1968 amino acids.